AUUGAAUGCACAAAGAGCAACUUAUAUACCCUCAGCCUCUUAUUGGCCCACUGAAAACCGCAUAAAUAUUAAUGGUGCUUUGCUGAAUCUACCGAUUAACCGUGAUAAUCAAACUAUUUCGGAAAAAUAUGGAGGAUUGGGUUGGCAUAUAGCUCAUGAAAUAUUACACGCUGUUGAUACAUCCUACUCAUGUUGUCAAAUCAUUCAAUGUGCUGACUGGAAUACUCGAAAUCAUUUCUCACAUUUCCAUUUGUGGUAUGUGAAUCAUCGAUCACCGAUUAGCUCAUUGACAGUCUCACUCAUGUAAUGUACGAAAUUGUGUGACGCGAUGAAGAAUAAUCCCAGUGGUAUCCAGAGUUUCAGUGUAGUUUCCGACUUAGCUUAUUGAUAUCCCUCAGUGACUUCUAAGGUAUACUUAUCGAUGAGAAUGGAAAUGACAGGCCUCCCAAUAUCGCCCGCAAUGAAUUUCUUGCCCUCUUGAAGCAAACAGAAUGUCUAC
Molecule: messenger RNA, 499 nt
Organism: Trichobilharzia regenti
Lineage: Eukaryota; Metazoa; Platyhelminthes; Trematoda; Strigeidida; Schistosomatidae
Source: the annotation of a GenBank genome assembly